AAACAAAAAGUCAGGCAGUACCUCAAUAUACUAUACCACCGCUCAGGCAUAUUCUUGGACACCUACAGGUCCUUCUUUCUUUUCCUCGUCCCUGAGCGAGCAACGCUAAGAUGAACGAGACAGUCACUGUCAGGACCAGAAAGUUUAUGACAAACCGGCUGCUUCAAAGGAAGCAAAUGGUUGUCGAUGUCCUGCAUCCAGGCAAAGCAACAGUCCCCAAGACCGAGAUCAGGGAAAAGCUUGCAAAAAUGUACAAAACCACCCCAGAUGUGGUGUUCGUCUUUGGCUUCAAAACUCAGUUUGGCGGUGGCAAGACAACAGGGUUCGGCAUGAUCUAUGACUCGUUGGACUACGCCAAGAAAAACGAGCCCAAAUACAGGCUGCAAAGGCAUGGCCUUUAUGAGAAGAAAAAGACAUCUAGGAAGCAGCGCAAGGAACGCAAGAACAGAAUGAAGAAAGUUAGAGGCAUCAAGAAAGCCUCUGUUGGUGCUUCUGGCAAGAAGAAGUAAGAUCUUCAGGGAAGACCAUCGGCCUGAAAAUGUUCUUGUACAUUGUCAACAAAUAAAUUCUUUAAAAAAAGUGGA
Cyprinus carpio (common carp) is the source of this 584-nucleotide messenger RNA. Its product is annotated as ribosomal protein S24. Gene Ontology annotation, molecular function: structural constituent of ribosome. The transcript has 6 exons. Gene Ontology annotation, cellular component: ribosome. NCBI's taxonomy places the organism in Eukaryota, Metazoa, Chordata, Actinopteri, Cypriniformes, Cyprinidae. Bases 111 to 509 code for a protein of 132 amino acids. The record is from RefSeq and is a predicted model, not a curated record. Gene Ontology annotation, biological process: translation.